AUGUCUGUUGUCCCUGGUCUCUAUAGGAUCACUACUCACCUCUCCCCUAACCCCGCCAUUGGGGUUGACCCAAGAAUUUUGUCGGCAAUCAAGCCAGUAAUUGUCGCACCUCCUGAUUUUUCCCCUGAAGGCACAACAUGGGAAGUAGUACAGGACGAAGAUGGCCAGCUUUAUCUUCUUCUUGUCCAUAGUGCCAGGACUCGCCCAGAAGAGCAGAGAGUGUUUGCGUACUAUGCACAACCGGGUGAGAGGUGGAAAAUUGUCCACCACCCACUCCGCAGGGGGUAUGCCAUCCUGAGCCCGGACGAAUCGCUCGCUUGGUAUCUUCCCAACUCCGAAUACCUCACCCAGGUCGAGCUCAAGCCCAUGGGGAUCCUGCCUGGCGAAGGAUACUACUUCAAUUUGGAGAGGUUGGUCGAGUAA
Molecule: messenger RNA, 423 nt
Organism: Pisolithus orientalis
Lineage: Eukaryota; Fungi; Basidiomycota; Agaricomycetes; Boletales; Pisolithaceae
Exons: 4
Coding region: 1-423 (140 amino acids)
Molecular function (GO): serine-type endopeptidase inhibitor activity
Source: RefSeq, a predicted model, not a curated record